Boleophthalmus pectinirostris (great blue-spotted mudskipper) is the source of this 1479-nucleotide messenger RNA. RefSeq names its product von Hippel-Lindau binding protein 1 (gene vbp1). The coding region runs from base 43 to 630 and encodes 195 amino acids. The transcript has 6 exons. Gene Ontology annotation, molecular function: tubulin binding. Lineage: Eukaryota; Metazoa; Chordata; Actinopteri; Gobiiformes; Gobiidae. Gene Ontology annotation, cellular component: prefoldin complex; cytoplasm. Gene Ontology annotation, biological process: microtubule-based process; tubulin complex assembly; protein folding. The record is from RefSeq and is a predicted model, not a curated record.
CAGACUUGUGCGUAAAGAAGGAGGGCGCGGCCUCUCUCCAAGAUGGCGACGACCAUAGACAACAGCAAUGCCGCUCAGGCCACCAAGAAGAAGCACCUGGGCAUCCCGGAGGCCGUCUUUGUGGAGGAUGUGGACACGUACAUGAAGCAGCCGGGCAAUGAGACGGCCGACUCCGCCCUGAGGAAACUGGACGAACAGUACCAGAAAUACAAAUAUAUGGAGCUCAACCUGUCCCAGAAGAAACUCAGGUUGAAAAAUCAAAUUCCUCAAAUCACACAGACACUAGAAAUCCUCUGGCACAUGCAGAAGAAAAAGGAGACCACAGACCUGAUGGAAACUCACUUUCUUUUGGCUGAUAAUGUUUACUGCAAGGCCUCCGUCCCUCCCACUGAUAAAGUCUGCUUAUGGUUAGGAGCGAACGUGAUGCUGGAGUACGACAUAGAUGAGGCUCAGGCUCUUCUCGAGAAAAAUCUGUCGACCGCCUCCCGAAACCUCGAAACUCUGGAGGAGGACCUGGACUUCCUGCGCGACCAGUUCACCACCACCGAAGUCAACAUGGCACGAGUUUACAACUGGGACGUGAAGAGACGAAGCAAAGAAAACCUCCUGAAAUCAGCGGAAAAGUCUUAACUCCAGAAACUCCAAUGACACAAAAGAUUUCUGUCAAAUCCCGUCUUCAUAACAGCCCCAAAUCGCAUGUUACGUCCUGAGCUAAUGCACAGACAGUGAAUCAUCAUCUAAAGAGUUAAAACUGCACUAUGUAACAUUCCUGGUGGACGGAUUGCCUGUUGCUUGUUUCCAUGGAGAUGUUAUUGUUUCCUGGAAUGCACCACAGAAUGGCAUUAGACUUUUCUAUCUUGCAUUUAUUCAAUUACAGGUGCUUUCAUUGCAAAAACGUGCAAUACCAUUUGGCAUCACUCCUUCAUGGACUUUGAUCAAUUUAAUGCCAUACUAUGGAACAUUCUAGGCAAGGCAGUAACCUAGCAACCAGCAGCAUCAGAAAAGUUACAUAGUGUGUUUGGUUUGUCUGGUUUAGCAAAUUAAAUGCUACUGAUUGAGAUUAGAAUUCACUGUCUUUAAAAUUUUAGCUCAACUCUACAAUCUCAUUGCAAUCGUUUUUGUUAUUUACUUUUUAAAAUAUUUUUUCAAGUAAAAGAAAAUGCUACGAAAAGAUUUUUGUAUCGUUUUAAUACUUUCAAUAAUUAAUAGUUUUCCUUCUGUCUGCAUAUUUUCAGCAUUCUUCUUUCUAUCUGGUUAAAAACUAACAUCAAAUUAAUCUAGUUUGUUUGGUUUUAGUUUCUUCAUAAUAUUUGAAAUCUCAGUUUCUCUGUUGUCAUGUCGGCGAUCUUGGAUCCCUGUGCCCCUCCUCUCAGUCUCUUUCUCUUUCUGUCUGUUCUCUUCGCCGCUGUUCAAACUGUAUUUAUUUGUCUCAUUAAAUGAAGAAUGAAGUAAAAGAACGUUUGGGCAAAGCGAUCAAAA